AUGCCGACUCUCGCCCCUACCAACUUCAAUAUUGUCGUCAGUGUGCUGGGAGGGUGGAUAUCAGUCUUCGGUCUGGUAUCUUACCUUCUCAAGGAGAAUUUCUAUCUUUCUGAAGCUCUCAUAUCACUCCUGGCUGGCGUCGUCUUCUCUCCCCACGCUGCCAACUUUGUCCGCCCGCUUGAAUAUGCAGGUUCGGAAGAAAACUUAAAUGCGAUUACGCUGUACUUCACCCGCCUUGUUCUCGGAGUCCAGCUCGUUCUAGCUGGCGUUCAACUACCUAGUCGCUACUUGAAGAAAGAAUGGAAACCGCUGGCUUUACUUCUGGGGCCGAUCAUGAUGGCGAUGUGGUUAAUAACAAGUCUACUCGUCUGGGGUCUAGUGCCAAACUUACCUUUCCUUCAUGCUCUCGCGAUUGGGGCUUGUGUGACGCCAACCGAUCCCGUGCUGUCUAAUGUUAUAGUGAAGGGGAGGUUUGCUGAUCAUAAUGUCCCCAAGGACCUCCAGAAGAUCAUCAUUGCGGAGUCUGGAGCAAAUGAUGGCCUUGGAUAUCCCUUCUUAUUCUUUGCCUUAUACCUCGUUAAGUACAUUGGCGACGGUGGCGUUAAUGAGCAAGGAGGUGCCGGCCUCGCCAUGGGCCUAUGGUUUGGAGAGACCUGGGGAUAUACUAUUCUUCUCAGCGUGGUAUACGGUGCGGUCGUUGGCUGGAUCGCCAAGGAGUUGCUUCAUUUCUGCGAAGAACGUAAAUUCGUGGAUCGCGAGAGCUUCCUCGUCUUUGCACUCUCGCUCGCGCUCUUCAUUACUGGUACUUGUGGUAUGAUCGGUAGUGAUGAUAUUCUAGCCUGCUUUAUUGCCGGGAACAUUUUUACUUGGGACGACUGGUUCCGCCUAGAAACACUCGAUGAGGGCAGCCCCCUGGUAUUAGCUGGACCUCUACUAACCAUUUUCUCUGUUUCUAGUUCUCUGCAACCUACUAUAGAUAUGCUUCUCAACGUGACUAUAUUCAUGUGGUAUGGCGCGGUAUGCCCGUGGCAUAGUUUCGUGGAUAAUAGCAUCAUUCCGAUUUACCGCCUGGUCCCACUCGGAAUCUUAAUACUGGUAUUUAGGCGUUUACCACUUGUCCUAGCAUUCUAUAAGAAAAUCCCCCAGAUAUACGGCUUUCAUCAGGCAAUCUUCAUGGGUUUCUUUGGGCCAAUUGGGUGCUCAGCUAUUUUCUAUCUAUACGUGACGUUAGAAUUCGUCGAUACAUUGAACCCUAACCAGGGAAGCGUGGCGAGGUGGGAUGUAGCUCAUCUUAAAGAGAGUGUGUCGGUAUUAGUCUGGUUCAUGGUAAUAUGCAGCGUUGUUGUUCAUGGGCUUAGUAUACCCCUGGGAAAGUUUGGAUUUUACCUCCCUCGAACUAUUUCAAGGACUUUUUCCUCAGCUGAGGACCUGCCUUUCCAAAUAGGUGCACGAAUAAAUCCACGGAGCCGUUCUAGGGACAGGACAGCGACUCAUACCCCUGCCGACUCUCGCUCCGUAUCUGUGCGACCCGUUUAUAGGGUUGGUGGUUCCAUCAUUACGGAGCACACGGGGACUGCGGCGGAUGCUGCUGAACUUGUUGAAUCCGGAGAUGAUCUUGAAGCGGGUUCGAAACCUCUGGAGCUAGCAUCGGGAUCGCCUCACAGCACACCGCCAUCUACCCUACCUGGCCGCACGAUCCGCUUCCCCGAUGAAGUAUCGUAA
Molecule: messenger RNA, 1722 nt
Organism: Daldinia decipiens
Lineage: Eukaryota; Fungi; Ascomycota; Sordariomycetes; Xylariales; Hypoxylaceae
Product: Sodium/hydrogen exchanger family-domain-containing protein
Exons: 6
Coding region: 1-1722 (573 amino acids)
Biological process (GO): regulation of membrane potential; proton export across plasma membrane; sodium ion export across plasma membrane
Cellular component (GO): plasma membrane
Molecular function (GO): sodium:proton antiporter activity
Source: RefSeq, a predicted model, not a curated record